CUGAGAAGACGGUUUCCACUUUUUCCAGUAUAUUACUUUUUUUUCUGUUCAGAAAGCUGCUCUCGCUCUGUGUCGCACGGCUAAAGCCUAAAAGGCAUUUGGGGUUUCGCCAUUCUGUGGCGUUGGAACCCCCUUAUGGCUAAUGGCUUGCGAACCUGGGCUUCUCAGAAAGCAGCUCGCUGUUGCUGUGAAGAGCAUCCAGUGGAGCUAUGCGAUUUUCUGGGCAUCGUCGACUAGGCAGCAUGGUGUGCUGGAAUGGAGUGAUGGCUACUACAAUGGCGACAUCAAGACGAGGAAAACGGUCCAAGCUGAGGAUGUCCAUGUCGACAAAAUGGGCUUACACAGAAGUGAGCAGUUGAGAGAGCUCUACAAGUCUCUCUUAGAAGGCGAAACCGAGCAACGAAUCAAAAAGCCUCCUGCUUCUCUGUCUCCUGAAGAUCUAUCAGAUGCAGAAUGGUAUUACUUGGUUUGCAUGUCCUUUGUCUUCAAUCAAGGCCAAGGUUUGCCUGGAAGAGCGUUAGCCGACAGUCAAACUAUCUGGUUAUGCAAUGCUCAAUAUGCGGAGAGUAAUGUAUUCUCUCGUUCUUUGCUUGCAAAGAGUGCAGCGAUUCAGACUGUAGUCUGCUUUCCUUACCUUGGGGGUGUUAUUGAAUUAGGUGUAACUGAGCAGGUCUUGGAGGAUCCUAAUCUUCUUCAACAUGUCAAAGAUUUUUUACUGAAAUUCUCGAAGCCGAUAUGCUCAAAGAAACCUUCCUCAGCCAGUUAUAAAGAUGAUAAUGGUAAAGAACAGAUGGGCGCCAAACCUGACAAUGAGAUUGUUGAAGUUUUGGCUUUGGAGAACCGRUAUAAGGAAGUAAACAGGAUUCUAAGAAGAAAUGAUAAGGAGUUCAGCAUUGAUUCUCUUGAUGAUCUUUCAAAUGGUUAUGAACAAUACCACAAAAUGGAGGAAGAUCCUUUAAGACUUGAGGGUGUCGAUGGAGGGGCGUCUCGUUUUCAGRGUUUGCAGUUUCUAGAUGAUGACUUCAGUAAUGGUUUUCAAGACUCCAUGAAUCCUAGUGACUGUGUUUCUGAAGCUUUGGCAAAUCAAGAGAAAGUUUUAUCUCCUUCGAGACCGAAAGGUGCAAACAGUUUAACUUUGAAAGAGCUUCAAAACUCGAAUCGCACUAAAUCCGGUUCAUUGGAUCCCAGAAGUGAUGAAGACAUGCACUACAGGAGAACUCUCUUUACCAUUUUGGGAAGUUCAACUCAAUUGGUUGGCAGUCCCCUUCUCCCUAAUGUCUCAAACAGAUCCAGUUUCAUGCCGUGGAAGAAACGAUUGGCCGAGAGACACAUGCCGCCCCUGGUGCAGCAAAAAAUGUUAAAGAAGAUUUUGUUUWCAGUUCCACUGUUGUGUUCUGGUAGUUCUCUGAAUCGCCUGAAGGACGGGGAACGGUCAAUCUUGAAACAGGGUAACAAUGAUAUGUGCCCGAACAACGUCAUGCAUGACAAAUUGAUAGAAAACGAAAAAUUUAUGGCCCUAAAGUCGAUGUUACCUUCAUUCAACAAGAUCAGCAAAGCGUCCAUACUCAAUGAUACGAUCAAAUAUUUGAAGAUGCUUGAAGCAAGAGUACAAGAGUUAGAAGCUUGCAUGGACUCAUUAUAUUAUGAAGAAAGAUUAAGAAGGAAAUAUCUUGAUAUGGUGGAGCAGACUUCAGAUAACUAUGACUAUGAAAAGAUUGAAGGCACCUUAAAGMCUUCAAUGAACAAGAGGAAAGCCUGUGAGUUAGAUGAAACAGACCUGAAGCUGAAGAAUCACAUUCCACAAAAUGGCUUGAGGCUGGAUGUGAAAGUCAGCAUGAAAGAACAAGAGGUUCUUGUUGAUAUGAGAUGUCCGUAUCGAGAAUAUUUAUUGGUCGACAUCAUGGAUGCUAUGAAUGACUUACAGUUGGACGCCCACUCAGUUCAAUCUUCUGAUCAUAAUGGUGUCUUCUCCUUGACCCUUAAGUCUAAGUUUCGAGGGAUAGCGGCUGCAUCGGCUGGGAUGAUCAAACUAGCACUCCUAAAAGUUGCCAACAAGAGUUGAGCUGAGAGAGAAAAGCUUAGGAUAUCAAUUGUGAAGCAUUUUGCUGUAAGUCAGUAGAGUAGACAAGAAGCUGGCAUUCUAGAUUUCUAACAUCCUCCCCUUGGGGCUUACAAAUUAGACAAGUUUAGCUUUAGCAUCAACUGAUGAUAAGAUUGACUUGUAACUUUUGAGUUGUAAAGCUGAUCUUUUACUGUUACUAUUUGCUACCCACCAUCAAUUAACCAUGUUUUGAUCA
Momordica charantia (bitter melon) is the source of this 2297-nucleotide messenger RNA. Its product is annotated as transcription factor EGL1. Lineage: Eukaryota; Viridiplantae; Streptophyta; Magnoliopsida; Cucurbitales; Cucurbitaceae. Gene Ontology annotation, molecular function: protein dimerization activity. The record is from RefSeq and is a predicted model, not a curated record.